Molecule: messenger RNA, 1361 nt
Organism: Myxocyprinus asiaticus (Chinese sucker)
Lineage: Eukaryota; Metazoa; Chordata; Actinopteri; Cypriniformes; Catostomidae
Gene: commd8
Product: COMM domain containing 8
Exons: 5
Coding region: 94-624 (176 amino acids)
Source: RefSeq, a predicted model, not a curated record
UACACAUAUACGCGCGCAUGCACACACAGUUCAAAUCACGUGACACUAUUAGCCGACAUAAGUGAAAGGGGGAAAAAGACGACUGGCAGCACAAUGAUAGCGUUGCUUGACAAAUUGCCACCUGAAGAAUGUCCUAAACUCAUACACAGGGUUGUGGAUGGAUUGUGCGGGCGGAGUGGUCCAAGGCGAACAGAAUAUAGUGACAGGUGGAAUCUGACAGAAUGGAUGGAGUUAAUGAAAAGUAUCUCCUCUAUCAUCCGGUUUGCUGUGGGGAGGGGCUGCUCAGAUCAAGAGGUUCAGCAACUGCUGAGUGAUUUGAACAAAGCACGUGCAGAGGCCGUUCUGCAGUGUGUGUGGUCCAGGUUUGAUGAGAUCAGACAUGCUUUGGUGGACAGAACCAAUGCCAUAUCUAGCACUCAGCUACAGGACUUUAACUGGCAGUUAAAGCUAGUAUUAUGUAGCGAUAAGCUGUCGGCUCUCAAUACUCCUCUGCUAAAUCUCAGUCUGGACCUAAAAGAGAAUGGAAUUCAGAGAUCGAUAAACAUAGAAAUGAACAAAGAGGAGCUACAAACACUCAUCAGUGCACUAGAGGCAGCCAAUAAGGUUGUGCUGCAGUUGAAAUGAAGAGAUCACCAGUACAUUUCUCUACUUACUGUACAAACAUGGUUUGGUGCCAUCUUAGCUUCAGAGAGGAAUUCUAAUGUCUCCAUAAUGAGACAAUGCCUGUAUGCAGGCAAGCAUGAAUCUUAUAGACAGAACCUGAACUGAAAACCUUACUGCCUCUACAUUUGAGGCAUUCAGGCAGAGCUCAACAGUCUGGAUGUGAAUAUUAUUGUUUCCUGGGUGAAAUCCAUUAUAAUGGGCUUAGAGUUGACUUGUUGGAGGUGCCUGAUUAAUGAGACUGGUCUGAUGUAGAGGCACAAUAAAGCUAAGGGCCUGAGUACACAUGUAUAUGUUAAUUUCCCCAUGGACUUUUUUUGAACAAAUGCAAAUAGCUUUUGGUUUCAUUUGAUGGAUGCAUUUUUAUAUCAAGUAACUAAAAACAUUAAAGCCAAAAUGCAAAAAGUGUGUUCUUCACUUUUUUAGCAGAAUAAUUAAUAGAAAGGCAGAAAUCCCCAACACUUGUUUCAUGCUAUCAUGUGACAUGGCUCACAUGUAAUCCUGAUUAAUAAGGUCAAAACUUAGGUGCCCGGUCUGCACACUAAGUGUGUAAAAUCAAGUUCUCUUAAUUUUUUUUCUUGUAGUAUGAAUGGAGUUUUGUCUUUAUUAUUGUUCAAUGGCCCCAUUAGUCCCAUUCCCAGGACAGCCAAGGCAAUCAGUGUGUGAAAACAAUUAACCCUCAAUAAAAGUUACACACAACA